This is a messenger RNA of Penicillium canariense, 1671 nucleotides long. RefSeq names its product Zn(II)2Cys6 transcription factor. Gene Ontology annotation, biological process: regulation of DNA-templated transcription; DNA-templated transcription. Lineage: Eukaryota; Fungi; Ascomycota; Eurotiomycetes; Eurotiales; Aspergillaceae. The transcript has 2 exons. The record is from RefSeq and is a predicted model, not a curated record. Gene Ontology annotation, molecular function: zinc ion binding; DNA-binding transcription factor activity, RNA polymerase II-specific; DNA binding. Bases 1 to 1671 code for a protein of 556 amino acids.
AUGACUGAUCCGCAGGCUCCGAUGGUCGCUUCCGGGUCCGCGAAGCCCGCCGGCCCCUCCCUGCUCGCCUGCCUCCUCUGCCGCCACAAACAUCUCAAAUGCGAUGGCAGGACUCCCAUCUGUGGCCGUUGCUUGCUGACCGGCUCCGAAUGCCAAUACGCAAAGUCGCGGCGUGGCUACAAAGGCCCCUCCAAGAAGCGCCGCGCCGAACCGGACUCCCCCGAUCAACUCGUCGCGGGUUCCACGGGCAUGAUGGAAGUCCCCGUCGACUGGAAUCUACAAGGCGGCUUCCACUACGCGCCUCCCACCAUGCCGUUGUCUUCGUCGGGCUCGGCCAGCCCGUCAUUGAAUGAUAUGCCGUCCACAAUGACAAUGGCCAUGACCCCCCCGGCUCGUCCAGUGACAGGGCCAUUGACCCCAGAUUCCGCGUCCUCGGUAGCCGGCGACGGAUACCUCCUCGAUAUCUACUACACCUACUUCCACUCGGCGCAUCCCCAGGUGAUGAAGUUCAUCGCCUCCCACUUUACCCCCGCCGCCUCGAGCGAAGCCUACCGCCCCACCGUCGUCGCCGGGGUCUGGGAUCAAUCGCCCUCUGUUGAGAAGGUUCAGGCGCUGCUGCUACUGGCCAUUGUGCUGCACUCGCGCAAUGAGCGUGGGGAGGCGGGGGAGUGUCUGGCCGCCGCGGUGGACCUGGCAUUCGAGCUUGGCCUGAAUCGGGCCACUUAUGCCGAGACAGCAAGUCAUGGCGACCCCAUUCGGGCCGAGUGUCUGCGACGCACCUGGUGGGAGCUUUUUGUCAUUGAGGGCCUCCUGACAGCCCUCGGGGUGCAGCAGGUGUACCGUACCAACUUGGUGCUACCCGAGGUGCCCCUCCCGUGCGAGGAGCGCAUCUAUCAGGAUGGCCUGAUCCCGCCACCGCCGCCAACCAUGGCUCAGUUCGAUGAGCGCGUUUUCGCGGACGAAGAGCGUGACUUUUCCUCCUAUUCCUAUCGCAUUGAAGCCGUGCGAAUUCUCGGCCGAGUUGUGGCGACGCAGGAGAUGGUCGAGGGCCAGCAAGAUCAUGUAGAGGCUAUUGAUGCGCGUAUUGCGAGCUGGUUCCACCAUCUGCCCGAGUCCAAGGCGGAGCUGAUGCGACCGGAUGGAUCGGUGGAUGAGGUCAUGUUCCAGGCGACCAUGAUCGUGAACGGUGCCUCCAUCUACCUGAACUUCCCCCGUUCGGAUCUCCUGUCGUCCCCUGCUGUCGCGUCGGAGGUCAUCUGUGGCCACCACGGCCCCAUCAGUGUCCCCGCUUUCUCCCAUCAUGCCCACGCCAUGAAGGCUGUCAAGGCCGCCAGCGAAAUCUCGUCUUUGGCUGCAAUUCGUCUACCAGUCGAACGGCAUACCCCAUUCUUCAUCUGCGCCCUCACAUUGAGCUCCAUUGUCCAAUUGGCAGCCUGCUCUGUCAAGGCAGGGCAGAUGCCGGACCCGAGUCGUGAUCGGAUCGGCCUCACCAUCGGUGUCUUCAAGUCGCUGGCUCGUACCUGGGCAAUCUCCCAAUCCAUCAUGCGCCAAAUUAAGGCCGUGGCGCGCGACGUGCUGGACAUGGGUGUGCGCCCUAGCAUGGACUCGCUUGAUCUCACAUCGAUGUUGGAUAUCAACGGUCGCUUCUGGGUUCAGGAUGGUCCCAGCUGA